GGAAAGUUCACUGGAAAGCAGACACGUAUUUUGACGUUUAUUGUGAAAUCAAAAUAAAAUUCAUGCUCUAUUUUCUCGCGCUUUUUCACCAAUUUCCCAAAGGUGUGAAGGAAAAUUAAUUGAACGUGUGAAGUUUGCCUGGGUGAGGUCCUGCCAAAGUGGCGCGAAAAGGCGACGGGAUGCGUCGAUCUCAGGGCUACAGCUACCAACCGCUGCCCCAGAGUGCUCCCUCUACGAGUCACGAUGCCCUCGAGGAGGAGAAUGAGCGCAUGGCGGAGGAGUUGAAGGGAAAAAUUGGAGCACUCAAAACCCUCACGAUUGACAUUGGGAAUGAGGUGAGGCAUCAGGAUCGCCUCCUGGCCGGCAUGGAUGACGACAUGGAGUCUACUUUUGGUGUCCUGAAGAACACCAUGGGCCGCGUACUGCGCCUCGGCAAGGGCGGGCAUCGAAACUACAUGUGCUACAUGUUCCUCUUUGUUCUGGGCAUCCUCCUGCUCCUCUAUGUUGUCCUGAAGUUCAGAUGAGGCUCCUCCGCAGCUUGAAAUUCCCCCAUAGAGGAAUAAUAUGUAUAUGAAACAUUUCCUUCUUUUUUUUGAACCCUCUUCCGGAGGGGGUGGGAGUAUUUUAAAGUUUCCUGUUUGAAGCAUUUUGGAUUGGAAAAUAAUAAAUUGAUGGAUAUUGAAAAGUU
This is a messenger RNA of Lutzomyia longipalpis, 688 nucleotides long. It is a transcript of the gene Bet1, whose product is annotated as BET1 homolog. Lineage: Eukaryota; Metazoa; Arthropoda; Insecta; Diptera; Psychodidae. Gene Ontology annotation, cellular component: Golgi trans cisterna; SNARE complex. Bases 180 to 524 code for a protein of 114 amino acids. The record is from RefSeq and is a predicted model, not a curated record. Gene Ontology annotation, biological process: vesicle fusion with Golgi apparatus; endoplasmic reticulum to Golgi vesicle-mediated transport. Gene Ontology annotation, molecular function: SNAP receptor activity. The transcript is spliced from 2 exons.